Messenger RNA from Emiliania huxleyi CCMP1516, 1875 nucleotides. RefSeq lists its product as hypothetical. Lineage: Eukaryota; Haptophyta; Isochrysidales; Noelaerhabdaceae. The transcript is spliced from 6 exons. The record is from RefSeq and is a predicted model, not a curated record. Bases 1 to 1875 code for a protein of 624 amino acids.
AUGGCCAUCUUCCGCUCCCAGUCUUUCUCCCGCGUCAAGCGCGCCCUCUCGUUCAAGAAGCGGGGCCGCAAGCAGGCGGCUGCGGACGAGCCUGGCGAGCCCGUGCCUGCAGCCGCUUCCGAGCCAACCAUUGCGGAGCAACCAGACGCGCCGCCGCCUCCAGCCGACACGUCCCCGCAAAGCGAGGCGCCGGCGCCAGAGCCUCCCGCCUCAACGGCGGAGGAGUUGGCGGCGGAGGAGGAGCCGGCGGUCCUCGUCAUCGCCCCCUCACCCUCGGCGCGGCUCGAGCCCGAACCUAUCAACGUGAUCCACCCGGCGGUCGAGGCAACCUCUGGCUUGAUUGCCUGCCUCGAGGGGCAGUCGUCGUCGUACUUUGACCUAUCAAAGGCGGGCGGCGCGGAGGCGGCGGAGGUUGACAGUGAGCUGGAGGUCGAGGCGGACGCCAGUGCGCCGCCGCUGAGCCCCACGCGUGACGAGCUCAGCGUAAUCUUUGGCGAGGCGUCCUACCCGGCCGAGGUGGCGGCGGCGGCGGCGGCGGCGAUGACGGCAGCGAUGGCGGAGGAGGCAACUGCUGCGUUGGAGGCGGAUGCGGUGGGCGUUGAACCGAUGGAGGGUCAGGCAGCAGCGGCCGAGCCGGCCAAGGCGCCUGAGGUGGUGGUGGAGGAGGAGAGCGCUGCAGCCAUUGAGGCGGUCCCUGUGACUGCUGAGGAUGAAGCCGAGACGGAGACGUCUUCUUGCUUCACGAGCGACGCGUCCUCAUCUUCGCUGCUGGCGGAGGAGGCGUCCGGCGCGACGGUGUUAGAGGGGGGGGUGUCGGAGGAUGAGGUGUCUGAGCCGGACAUGUCGGAGCCCGAGAUGGACGACGGCGCAGAGGACGGCGCUGCCGACGACGAGGGGGAGGAGGACGAGGCGGUUGCGGCGAACGCGAGGGCGUACGCCGACCUGUACGCUGAGUACGCGCACGAGGCGGCGGCACGCGCGGCGGAGGAGCCCUCGCUCUUUGACCUGCUCAAGCGGUCCGUCUCCAACAUGAGCGCAAGCCUGCUCUCACCCCGCGCGCUGCACUGCCUCGGCCGCUCGUCUGCGGCCGAGUCACAGGAGCCACAGCCAGCGGCCGGCGACGAGGAGGCGGCGACGGCCUCAGAGGCGGAGGCUGCUCCCUCCUCGCCCGAUGAGGAGUCUGUGGCCUCGGACGAGGAGGCGGUGCGCGCUGCGGUGGUCACGCGCGACCGCGCGCUGCUGCUUCUGAAGGCGGAGGCGCGUGAGUACGCUGAGCGUCGAGCUGUGGAAGAGAGCGGGUCGCUGAUGGACCUGCGUGGCAAGACAGUACGCGAGGUGGAGGCCGGCGCGCGGAUCCGCGUUUGGUACGAGGAGGAGCAGGACGGCGGCGGUAAGGCCCGCGUCGCCUACCUCGGCACCACGUCAGCCUACUCCGCGGCCGAAGGGCUGAGGGUGCUGUUUGACGGGUACGACGAGAGCGAGCAGGAGGUUGUCGACGCGGCGGACGAGUGGGAGUGGGCGCCCGACCUGCUUGGCCCCUUUGACGCAGCGCGGCUGCCCCGCGGCACCCCCAAGCCGCCUCUCGCUGCGGCGGCAGCCGAGCCGGCCGCUGCCGUGUCCGUACCGUGUGCCGAGGCGGCCGCUCUCGCCGGCGUCGUCCCGCUCACUGCUCCCGCGCCGCCGCCGACCGCCGCCGAAAAGUACGGCGUCUGCCGCUUCUCCGGCCUGAUCGCGCGGUACCGCGACCCAGCCACCGGCGAGCGGUUCGGCUCGGUGGACGCCCUUCGACAGCUGAGGGCUGCUAAGGCCGCGGAGGCGGAGGCGGCCGCCAAGGCUGCCGCGGCCGCCUCCGCGCCAGCUGAGGUGGCGGCUUAG